Triticum dicoccoides is the source of this 713-nucleotide messenger RNA. RefSeq lists its product as uncharacterized. Bases 40 to 483 code for a protein of 147 amino acids. Lineage: Eukaryota; Viridiplantae; Streptophyta; Magnoliopsida; Poales; Poaceae. The record is from RefSeq and is a predicted model, not a curated record. The transcript is spliced from 2 exons.
GCAGCCGAGCAGAGCCUCUCCAGUCUCCACCGUCCGUCCAUGGCUUCUCGAGCCCUCGCCGCUCUCUCCAUCCAGCCGCGCCUCGGCGGGGGCGCAUCGGCGCUCGGACGGCCCGCCGUCCGCGUCAGCGCCAGGCCGCCGCGGCGGCGCCGGCCCAUGGUGGUGCGGGCGGGCGGGCCGCCGAGCACCAACGUGCUCAUCCUCGCCUUCGUGCUCCCGCUCUCGCUCUUCGUCGGCACCCUCGUCGCCGCCGCCCGCGUCGCCGACGACCUCGACGAGCGGUUCCUCCGGGAGAUGGAGAUCAACAAGGCGAUACUGGAGGAGAACGAGGCUUCCUCCGAGGAGGCGGCAGACGACGGCGGAGAGUACGUCGUCGGCGGAGACGAGGCCCCGUUGCCGGCGGCGGAGAAGGAGCAGGUCCUUGUCACAGCCACUGGCACAGGCACGCGCGCCAGGAACAGGCCGAAAAGGGAGGUGUAUUAGCUUAGCUAGAUUUGCACGGAGGGAAAUGCUUUGCUACCUUUGAGAUGUGUCCGUCAAUCAGCUUGUAAAUCUUUUCGCAAAUAUUUCAGUUUGAUUGAUAGCAUAUGCAAGUUAAUGCGCGAUCGAAGAAUAUAUAUAUACCCGAGGCGACCAAAGAACGAAACCGAUUAUAUAUAUAUUGAGGUAUAUAUAACAAGGAGCUGAAGCGCUUCAGAACUGUUUUUCAGAGA